UGCAAUCCUCGCGAAAAAUUCUAGCCUAAUGAAUGACAAACAAAACAAAGUCCAUUCAUGAAAAAUAUCAAAUAAACAAAUGGUGGGUGGUAUUAGAACGUAUAAGGAUGAUGACUAUGAUGAGAUGACUUGUGAGUCGAAGCCUUCCAUUGAUGGUUGUUUUUUCGGUGAAGCUGACAAGAAAAAAGUUGAAGAAAUCAUGAUCAACGCAGGACUAGGACUGGCCCAGUCUGGAGAUUUAUCUAGGUCUACAAGUAAUUCCGAAGAAGGAGAAAAGAAAUCAAACGACCAUAUUGUAUGGGUCGUUAAUGUAGCACACAGAACAAAAGCGAAUCAUCUCAAAAUUGCUCUAUCAGCUCAUGGUAAAGUCGUCAAGGUUCAAACUCUUAUAAAUGCAAAUUAUCCUGGUUCUAGUUGCUAUGGUCGUGUAACCAUGGCAUCUUCAGAAGAUGUAGACAAAGUUAUAAAGAAUCUAAAUAAUACAGAACUGGAUGGGCAGAUGAUCAAACUCACAAGGGAUGUUAAACAAUGUAUAUUCAGCAAUAAUAAAAAAGAAAAGAAAGACAAUGAUAAUGUUGACAGUUGUUGCAGUGUUCCAGGGCCAGAGAGAACUAAGGGAGAAACAAAUGAUACAUAUGGGGGGGAGAAUAUGUGGAUGGAAGGCUUUCAUGGUGAAAGAGUGGGAUCAGCGCAUCUUUAUAGAAGAAAAAAUGAAACUAUUCUUACCUUUGCUCAGAUUAAAGAAGAAAGAGAACGCCAAAAAAUUCGCAACCAGGAACGAAGUUUGAGGGAAGAAAAGAGGCGUCGUAUAGAAAAUGAUUCUAGACAACCUGAAGCCAAUAGGCACCAACAAGAGCACUACAGGCUGAAGCAGGAAAGGGGACUUCAAAUGAAGCGGACAAUAUUUGUGAGGCCGACAAACGAAUCAUCUGAUCAUGAGAAACUUACAGUAGGGAAAAAGGAGAGUGAAAAAAUAUUGGAGGAAAAUGCAAGAGCUGAGAAUGACAAUGGAAGGUUUCUCGCUGCCACCGCUGAUUCUAUAAGUCAAGCCAAGACCAAAUCCCAUAAAUCCCCAGAAAAUACAUCACACAGCUAUGAUCGAGAAAUAGGCCAUGGCUAUGAUAGACAAAGAAGCCAUCAAAAUGGAAAAAGCCCUGACUAUGAUGCAGGAAGAAGCCAUGACUAUCAAAGAGAAAGAAGCUGUGAUUUUGAUUUAGGAAGAGACUAUAACUAUAAUGCUGAACAUAGUGGAUUAACUACUUCAAUGGGUUCAAGCAGCUCACAUUUGUCAGCGGGUACAUGUGGAAUCCAUUUAUCCUCGGGAGCUAAUGUACUAGGGUCUUCAUUGGGACCUCAUUUGCCAUCUGAAAAUUCUGACUGAUCCUGGGAGUCCAUAAUACUGGGAAUACUGAUGAUUGUUCAACAAAAUAAUUUGUUUGAGUCUAAAAGUUCCAAAUUUCCUAUGAACAUAAAACAUUGAUUUAAAAAUCGA
Molecule: messenger RNA, 1492 nt
Organism: Ceutorhynchus assimilis (cabbage seed weevil)
Lineage: Eukaryota; Metazoa; Arthropoda; Insecta; Coleoptera; Curculionidae
Source: the annotation of a GenBank genome assembly